Messenger RNA from Staurois parvus, 281 nucleotides. The record is from the annotation of a GenBank genome assembly. NCBI's taxonomy places the organism in Eukaryota, Metazoa, Chordata, Amphibia, Anura, Ranidae.
ACAGUACAGGGAUGACCAGAGACUGCGGACACAGUACAGGAGAUGACCAGGGACUGCGGACACAGUACAGGAGAUGACCAGGGACUGCGGACACAGUACAGGAGAUGACCAGGGACUGCGGACACAGUACAGGAGAUGGACCAGAGACUGCGGACACAGUACAGGGAUGACCAGAGACUGCGGACACAGUACAGGAGAUGACCAGAGACUGCGGACACAGUACAGGGAAUGACCAGAGACUGCGGACAGGAGAUGACCAGAGACUGCGGACACAGUACAGG